Limanda limanda (common dab) is the source of this 4966-nucleotide messenger RNA. It is a transcript of the gene plekha7a, whose product is annotated as pleckstrin homology domain containing, family A member 7a. The transcript has 25 exons. The coding region runs from base 772 to 4494 and encodes 1240 amino acids. Gene Ontology annotation, molecular function: protein binding. The record is from RefSeq and is a predicted model, not a curated record. NCBI's taxonomy places the organism in Eukaryota, Metazoa, Chordata, Actinopteri, Pleuronectiformes, Pleuronectidae.
GUUCCGGCACUGGCUUCCUCAGAGACAAACUAGAUGGAGCGGAGGGACGCAGGGACUGUGGAUUUUUAACCUGCUCACGUCAAGGAGAGAUGGAUUACUGCUGCUUGUGAACUUUGGAGAGAAUUCACUGCACGUGUAGAAGACAUAAACGGCUCCUAUUUGUCAUCAGGGAUUGUUGGAGUUGAGGCGGUCUCUGAAAUCUGCUGCUUAUCCUGGAACAUGCUCCGAGGUUGAAAAACCUAGAGCCAAAUUAUUGAAAUGUACGGUCUAGACAUGUAUUACGCAUGAUUUAACACAGCUCAGGAAGGUUGUCCUCAAAGACAGCUGUUCUAACUGAUCACACCUGGGAUGUGCGGGAAAUGACUGGCUCGGAGCAAAAUUAAAGGAGUAACCUGUGAUGUCAGACUUCACCUGGGGCAGUCGUCUGAGACUCUGCUGAGUAGUUAUUGUUUUGUCGAGGGGGCGGGAGGGUGACGGCAGGAGCGGACUACAUGUCCAGGUGUGUAAACCACACCAGACUUUACUCACCUGACAUCAUCUCCUCUCUGUUUUUGGCUCAACUCAUUUUCUCACCUCAUCGUCUGAGUAAUACCGGCUCUCGACUCUGGUUUUCACCCCAAUGGGGCCACUCAAGAGAUGAGAGAAGAGACUCUGAUUAAUGUUAUACUCCCGGCAGCCUCAGUCUGAUGCCACGGCGCUAGAAAUAGAAAGCAGAAAGAAGCAGCGGCGACACUUGUGAACUGUUAGCACCGUAGAACAAGAGGAAGCACCAUGUGGAACCAGUCUGGAUACUGCAAUCACAUACCACACGCUGGAUAUCCCUUCUACCAUGCGCCCUGCAGUCAUAACCAGAGGACCACGGCGUUUCGCCAUCCUGUGACCGGACAGAUCUCUCCAGAGAACUUGGAUUUCAUCCUGCAGGAACAGCCACAGGGAGCCCGCAUGAUGUCCAAACCCACCGGUGAGCAGCUCUCCAGCACAACAGUCAGCGAGGCCUCUACCACCAUCACUUCCUCCACUGUGGACAACACCUCUGGCUCCAAGGGCUCCCGGUCCAGUGGCAAGGUGCAUAGCUUUGGGAAGAGAGAUCAGGCCAUUAAGAGGAAUCCCAAUGUACCUGCGGUGGUCCGAGGAUGGUUGUACAAACAGGACAGCUCUGGGAUGCGUCUUUGGAAGAGGAAGUGGUUCGUCUUGGCAGAUUUCUGUCUGUUCUAUUACAAAGACAGCAGAGAGGAAUUGGUCUUAGGCAGUAUUCCUCUGCCCAGCUAUGUCAUUUCAUCCGUGGGACCCGAGGACCACAUCAGUCGCAAGUAUGCCUUUAAGGCUAGCCACACUGGUAUGCGGUCGUACAUUUACAAGCAGAGCUCUGUGAUUGGCUCCCAGGCGGAGCACAGUGGGAUGCGGACGUAUUACUUCAGCGCUGACACCCAGGAGGACAUGAACACCUGGCUGAGGGCCAUGAACCAGGCGGCAGUGAUGCAGAACCACAGCGAUGCGUUCAUCAGACCAUCUGACAAGUUAGAGAAGUUGAACAUUUUGCCGCGGCAGGCUGUUCCGCAGACGAACCACGUAAACCACCACAACACCAAGGCUUCAGAAUCCGACAGCAGCCAACCACUCAUCCACGAAGUCCUCCUGGAGCCAAUGUACCGCGAAGCAGAGGAGUUCUGCAGCUUCCACAAAGACUCUCCUUCCACCCCUGUGCUGGAGAACCCCAUAGGAAGCACUGGCCUGGAAAUGGACACGCACACCUCCCUCCCCUCACACCUCACACCCACCGCCCUCUUGCUGCAGGACCCCGUGUCGGCCUCGGCCCCCGUGUCCAGGGUGCCGUCCCGAGCGCCAUCACGAGCCGCCUCAACGCUCCCAUCCAGCAUCUGCACAAGGAACGGCCUUGUGCAGACCCCCAGCCCCAUCCUGGAGCCCAACGGGAUUGCAGCAGGGACGUACCAGAGGGCCCCGUCGGUGCCCCCUGCUGACGCACAGCAGCAUGUGCAGAGGAGAAACACACUGGAGCAAGUGGAGCAAUGGGUCAAAGUGCAGAAGGCGGAACAGAAAGGCCCCCCCUCCAGAGAGAACACCCUCCCGCGUCGCACACCACCAACCCAGCACAAGUUCACCACUCUGGACGCAUAUCAAACUCUGCCGAAGACCCCUCGGCAGAGUCCCACACCCGCCCGACUCGGCGAGUACAAGUACGCCCAGGACCGCCUGAGCCACUUCCGCCUCACCCCGGAGCAGUGCGUCCCCGGGUCCAACACCGUGUGGCAGCUGUACGAGUGGCAGCAGCGUCACCAGUUCCGUCACGGCAGCCCCACGGCGCCUAUCUACACCCCGGCCCCGGACUAUCCCUUCGGUCCCCGCCCCCCCUCCACCGUGCCUCCCACCUCUUCACUCCCCAGGUCCGAGGGCCAUCCUCGCUGUGUGUCCGUUCCACCUUCAUCUGCAGACAUCCCCCCGCCGGGGCCCCCACCAGGUACCAGCCGAACCCUGUCACCCACACGGAGGCCGCACACGCCAGCUGAUCGGGUGACAGUCCGACCUGUGGGUGAAAGGUCAGUGUUGGACAUCCCCUUCACCGUCUCCCCCCGGAGGAGCAAAUCUCAGCUGUUCAAGGCUUCUACUAUCGAGAGACGGUCAAUGCCUUCCUCUGGCUACAUCACACACACAGUUAGUGCACCAAGCCUUCACGGCAAAACGACCGAUGACACCUACAUGCAGCUGAAGAAGGACUUGGAGUAUCUUGACCUAAAGGUCGCUGGAAGUCAGACACUGAAGGAGUCAGGGAAACCUGUCAAGGUUGCAGAAAGUGACGUGGAUGUGAAGUUGAGUCGGUUAUGUGAGCAGGACAAGAUCCUGAAGGAUCUGGAGGCGAGAAUCAGCUCCCUGAAGGACGACAAGGACAAGCUGGAGAGUGUACUGGACAUGUCCCACCAGCAGAUGGAGCAAUUCCAGGAGCAGCCGGCCCACACCCACAAGAUCGCCUAUCAGCAGAGGCUUCUGCAGGAAGACCUGGUCACCAUCAGGGCCCAAAUAUCACGCCUCUCCACGGAGAUGGCACAGGCCUGGGAGGACUACAGCAGGCUGGAGAGAUCAGUAGAGCAAUUAAGGAUGGUGCUGCAGACACAUAUGAACCACAGCGCCACUCCUCAGCAGGAGAAAGCUGAGAUGAAGCGCGAGCUGUGGAGGAUCGAAGACGUGAUGGCGGGACUAAGUGCGAGCAAAGCCAACUACAAGAUCACCAUUGACUCUGUCCAGAACCCAGAGAGGAAAUUAGUGCCUUCUGUGUCGGACCUUGCAGUGCCUUCCCAUUGCACAGAGGUCCAGCCUCCUCCUCGAAGCUCCAUCCCCAGGAUCCUCUCUCAUACUUUGCCUCACAGCACCGUGCCAAAGUGGGCAGAUGACAGCGCUCCGCCUCGGCCCCCACUGCCCCGCCUCUAUGACUACGAAGAGACGCCCCCUGUGGUGCCUCCUCUCCCCAAAGAGACCUCAGUCAUCCGCCAUACGUCGGUGCGUGGACUAAAACGCCAAUCAGAUGAGAGGAAGAGGGACAGGGAGAGUGGGCAGUAUGUUGUCAAUGGAGACUGUAAGGCCGACUUGCGUUCUUACCUGAGUGAACCAGAGCUGCCAGGAAUAAGUCACCACACAACUGGGUCUGACACUGACUACCAGUAUUUCCCAGCCACAGGCUUUUCAUCUCAUCUGAACCAGUCCAACUCCAUCUCGUCCUACGUCACCCUCAGGAGAGGUCCUGGGAGCUCGGCAGCCAAGGAGAGACCUAAGAGUGCCUUGGAGCGCCUGUCCUCACCCACAGAAGCCUCGCAGCUCGGGAGCAGCCAGCCCCGAGGACGGAUGACCGCGGAGGAGCAGCUGGAGCGGAUGAAGCGUCACCAGAAGGCGCUGGUUCGCGAGCGCAAGAGGAACCUCAGCCAGGGGGACCGCUCCUGCACGGGCCUCUCCACCUCCACCGUCACCACCCAGCACUCCUCCUCCAGGAUGCCCUCCACCUCCUCUGACGCUCCGGCCACCGUGUUUGAUUGGCGGGAGGAGCGACUUGGGGCAGAGGGUCAGAGCGAUGAAGGGUGGAACCCAGUGAGAGAGAGAGGCAGGAUUCAGUCUGAUGAGUGGGUGACGCUGACGCCCACACAGAUACGAGAGGUGGACGUGGAGCCAUUCGACUUCGACUUUGAUAUCAGCCGAGAGCUGGCCAAACCACAGAAGGUUUCCAUCCCGGAGCGCUACAUAGAGUCUGACCCUGAGGAGCCUGUGAGUCCAGAGGAGCUGGAGGAACGCUCUCGUCGGGCCGAGCGCAUCAAGAACCUCGUGGCCAGAUCCAGUGUUCAUAACAUGCAGCCGUCUGCACCGUUGGACUUCAGUGAGCUGGACUCGGCUGUAAAGCAGCAGGAGAGGAUCAUGAACGUGUCCCAGUCGCUGGCUUCAGAGGCAUCGCGCAAGAGCAAACUGGUGGCAGCCAAAGCUGCUGCACGGCAUUGACCCGCAGGAGCGACCACCGCCACCGAACACGAGGAGGAAGGAAGGAUCCAAUCGUUUUUUUUAACACAUUCACUUGGAACGAAGCCGCUCGCGAGACAAAGAGCUACAAACAUGCUCCUAACAGUGUGUUGAGUUGUAAUUUUUAAAUAGACUCGAGUUUCAAUGCUUCUGCACUUACAUGGCACCGUCAAGUCCUAAUUUAUAAACAAGUAAAUUGCAAUUUUUUUUAAACUAAUCUAUAAUGACCUGUUCUGCCACUUUCUCUUUUACGAGUGACUAAAAAGAGUGAAAUAAAAGCCGACAUGCUCUGAUAACUGUAGUAAUGUUUUCACAUGAACUAUUUAUUACGUGGCUUAUUUUUGAUCGUGUUAUUUCUACUGUAUAGUUUCUCAACACUGUCCCCCAACGAUCACGGUCCUGUCGACUUCAAGCGUCAAUAGUCAGCACACAAAAUAAAUAUUACAUUAAACAA